AUGAACACUUCAUUAAAUCUAAUAUUAUUGCUGAUUACUCAGACAUUAGCACAGUCUUAUGAAAGUUCAGAUUUCAAACAUCUUCAAGAGACUCUCGACAAUUUUAUAACAAAUGUUUGUUUUGUGCUUUUUUUGUUGUCAUCAAUUAUCAUUGGCUUAGUUAUUUGUAUCUGCAUAAUAUUUAAAAAAAUCCACAAUCUUGCAAAGCUCAAAGUUAACGCUCUGGUUCCUAAUGAUGAUGAGCAAUGUGACAACUUGGAAGAAAUUAAAGCUGUCCAAAGAGUAAGACCAACAGUUGAAGUCAAGAAGUCAGCAUUAGUGCCAACCAGGAAGGUUCAAAAUAUCGAAUCAAAUGUUUAUGAUACACCACUUCCGCAAAACAAUCCUUAUGAAGAAAUUCUCAGCGUUCAUUUAAAAAAUUUCAACAUGAAACGAGAGGCUAAUCCUGGUGUUAGUAACAACUUUAAAGUUCCUUUGUUCAAAUGAUUAAAUUUUUAAUAAAAUUAUUAUUAUUUAAAUUGUCC
Molecule: messenger RNA, 524 nt
Organism: Chironomus riparius
Lineage: Eukaryota; Metazoa; Arthropoda; Insecta; Diptera; Chironomidae
Source: the annotation of a GenBank genome assembly